AUGUCGAACCUUAACCCUAACGCGCCAUCGUUCCCGGUAUCGAACUACCAGUCGAGCCAAGCACACAACAAACAGGGCUACAACAACAAUGGUGGUGGCACAGGUGGCGGCGGCGGUGGUGGCACAAUGCAAAGCGAGCGUUAUGGCGGAGGGAUGAUGUACGAUAACAGCAACUACCACCAGGGUGGCGGUGGCGGCUAUGGUCAAGGUGGUGGCUACAUGGGCAAUAGCCCACAGCAAGGGUACCCGUCGGGCCCUCGCAUGGGUCGCAACAAUCGCCAACCGAACAUGCCGCAUAGCCAAUACCAAAACCUCAAUGGCAUGGUGGGCGGCGGCGGUGGCGGUGGCGGCAUGCUUAGCAACUACUGCGGAAUGCCCGCCCCGUAUCAGCAAGUAGGUGGGAUGGACGUGAAUGGCGGCUAUGACCAGGUCUCACAGCAGCCAACGCAGCAGCAGAUGCCGAUGCAGCCUCGGAUGCACAACAUGCCGCCUAAUGCGAUGGCCAUGAACAGCAACGCGAUGAGUGGUGGCGGUCGCAUGCCGUACAAUAGUAGCCAACGCAGCCCGAUGCCGAGCAUGCACCCGAACAUGAAUACCCAGGGUAACAUGGUACUUGGCAGCAUCAGCGCUCAGCCUCCGCCACCCAUGGGAACACCAACUCCAGUGCCGCGUCCGCUUUCCGUGCCGCCAAUGGGGGCGCCACUGUCUUUCAUAACGAAGAGCACGCCGCGCGUCGUAAUGGUGGUGGGCUACAAAAAGACGGGCAAGACAAGCGUAGCGCAGGCGAUUGCAAAAAGGGAGGGAUUUGAGUACGUGUGCCUCAAGUCGCCGCGGCAGCAGGCGGCUGCCAAUGCAGCCGGCAGUGGAAAAGAGGAGGACGUCGAGGAGGUGGAGGAAGAGGAUAUUAGUCCGCUGGAGCGACUGGCACCACUACGUUCGGCUCUGGGGAAAAAAGCGACGAUGAAAGGCAUGGUCAUCGACGAUGCCUUCUCUACGAACAAGUUCCAAGCCCACUAUGUAGCGCACUACCUCAUCAAGGCGGGUCUGCAGCUGGACGUGGUUGUGGCCCUUGUGCCAGAGCUGACGUCGCUGGUCGAGCGUGGGGUGAGCUUCACGAAGUCACACGCCAAGACGAUGCACCCAGAAGCGUUCGAGUUUGCCUCGAGCCUCAACCCCGAGAGGGUCAUUGUUAUGGAUGAGGACCUGAAGGUGGAGGAGCUGGUGGAAAAGGCGGCAGUUGACGUGUCGGCGCUGCUCCGAAAGAACGUCGCAGCGAUCGAGCUGGAGCAGGAGUACUUCAUCCCUGGCUGCCCUAUGGUGACAGACGCGGAGCAGGUAGAGCAGAUUUUAGAGGCGGAGCGUAGCGCGGUGAAGCGCCUGCUGCCGUACACAUUCACGUACUCGGAGCCGAACUACGUGCUUGACUAUGUGCAGUUUGUGCAGUCGGCUACGAAGCUGCAGCACUACCUCGUCACCCCGUGGAUCUGGGGAGAUAAACUAUCGCUGAUUGGCUACGGCACGAACGUCUACGUCCACCUUACAUCGUACAACCUGCUGUUUCAGUUGAAGGAUGUGCCAACGGCGUUGCAGGAGCUCAUCAAGAAGCUCAAGAGCGAGGUGGAGGCGUCGGGCGUGGAGGAUCCGGCGUCGCAGGUGUUGUUCUGUGUGGAGGCGUCCAUGCUGAACGAUGUCAUCUACAUCUCGGACAUGAUGAUCAUCGGCAAGCAGCAUGGAGCGGAGAUGCUGCUCCACGAUCGUGUGAAGCUGCUGUCCGACUCCUUCGGCAAGCUACCGAGCAGCGGCUCUGUGCGGCUACUGGAGCACUACCCUGUGUGCGACAUAAAGGCGUGCCUAGAAGCGUACAAGGACGUCAGCCGCGGUGCAAUUUUUGUUAAUCCUGACGGGGUCGAGUACGGUCGCUACGACGUGCGCAACUUCGUGUACCCGUCCGAAGCCAAGAAGACGGUGCGACUGCGCAUUUGGGCCGGUAGCAUGACCGAUGGCAUGUGGAGCUUUGACGGAUACGUGCGCGAGUACGAGGACGAGGUGCUAGCAACAAGCCGCACGACCGGCGCGAACAACCUUCCGGUCUUGAUAAGUGACUCAAACGUUGACACCCACAUGAUCAACGAUGGCAACAUCGUCGAGUGUGUCAUGGAGAAGACGGCCUCCAAGGGCAAGUCGCGCGAGAAGAGUGCCGUGCUGACGUUCUGCCGCCGCUGUAAAUGGGAAGUGACGCCAAUCACGCAGUUCUACAUGUGGGCCUUCGCUGAUCCGCCGCAGUGGUCGACGGAGUCCUUCCUGGAUGCCUGCUCCUCCAUCGCCUCAGUGCGCCCAACUGUCUAG
Messenger RNA from Leishmania braziliensis MHOM/BR/75/M2904, 2346 nucleotides. RefSeq lists its product as hypothetical. The transcript has a single exon. Lineage: Eukaryota; Euglenozoa; Kinetoplastea; Trypanosomatida; Trypanosomatidae. The record is from RefSeq and is a predicted model, not a curated record. Bases 1 to 2346 code for a protein of 781 amino acids.